Messenger RNA from Nicotiana tabacum (common tobacco), 2286 nucleotides. The record is from RefSeq and is a predicted model, not a curated record. Lineage: Eukaryota; Viridiplantae; Streptophyta; Magnoliopsida; Solanales; Solanaceae.
ACGUUUCCAUAAGUCAACUUAUCCGUCAAGCUCCGGCUUUAUUCACUGCUACAGUUAUUUCCCCUUCAAAUUUCCUUGGAUUUUCUAUAAUUAAUAGCGAGUGGUUAACUUAUGUAUUUAGAUUCUUCUACUCUGUCCUGUUAGUGAAUUUAGACUGAAAAAGAAAAAAAUGAAGUUGGUACCAAGAGAAAUAGAGAAAUUGAUGCUCCAUAACGCUGGAUUUCUGGCUCAAAAGAGUCUUGCCCGUGCCCUACCUCUUAAUUAUACUGAAGCCGUUGCUCUUAUUGCAACUCAGCCAGAUUCGUUUUGAUGUAUUUCAUUUUUCACAAUGACAAGGUAUUAGAAUUUGUCCGUGAUGGAGAUAAGAGUGUGGCCGAGCUGAUGGACGUAGGGAGACAAUUACUGGGAAGGAGACAAGUUCUUCCAACUGUUCCUCAUCUCUUGGAUACUGUUCAGGUAGAGGGGACCUUUCCGGAUGGAACAAAACUAAUCACCAUCCAUGAUCCUAUAGCAUGUGAAAAUGGAAAUCUGGAUCUUGCUCUGCUCGGUUCUUUCCUUCCUGUUCCUCCUCUGGACAAGUUUCCGUUGAUAGAAGAUAGUAAAAUUCCUGGUCAGUUGUGCUUUGGAGGUGGGCUGAUUGUCCUUAAUCCUCACAGGAAGGCGGUAAUUCUCAAAGUCACUAACACAGGUGACAGACCAAUUCAGGUUGGCAGCCACUAUCACUUCAUCGAGGUCAAUCCAUCCUUGAUUUGUGAUCGAAGGAGAGCGCAUUGCAUGCGGUUGAAUAUACCUGCCGGCACAGCUACAAGGUUUGAACCAGGAGAAACAAAAAGUGUUGUUCUUGUUAGGAUUAGUGGCAAGCAAGUGAUCAGAGGAGGUAAUGCAAUUGCUGAUGGUCCAGUUGAUGAUGCAACGGUUAUGACAGUAAUAGGAGCUCUGACUCAAGGAGGAUUUGGCCAUUUGGAAGAACCAAAUGCAAGGGAAGGUGUUGUCGGAGAAGAAUCUUGCUUUUCUUUUUCAAUGUCUCAUGAGGCAUAUGCCAACAUGUAUGGCCCCACCACCGGAGACAGAAUACGUCUGGGUGAUACUGACCUUUUUGCUGAGAUUGAGAAAGACUUUAGUGUCUAUGGUGAUGAGUGCGUGUUUGGGGGUGGAAAGGUUCUAAGAGAUGGAAUGGGUCAAGCGUCUGGAUAUCCUUCAGCAGAUUGUUUGGAUACUGUUAUAACAAAUGCUGUAGUGAUUGACUACACAGGGAUUUUCAAGUGCGAUAUUGGAAUUAAAGAUGGUCGUAUCUUUUCCCUUUGUAAGGCAGGUAACCCAGAUGUCAUGGAUGGCGAUACGAUAAUUGGGGUUAACACUGAGGUAAUUGCAGGCGAAGGAAUGAUUAUCACAGCAGGAGCUAUAGAUUGUCAUGUGCACUUUAUAUGCCCUCAACUGGCAUAUGAGGCAAUAUCAAGUGGAAUCACUACAAUGGUGGGAGGUGGUACAGGACCUGCUCAUGGGACACGUGCAACCACUUGUACACCGGGGCCUGUGCAUAUGGAAUUGAUGUUGCAGUCAACAGACGAACUUCCCCUAAAUUUUGGCUUCACUGGAAAAGGUAACAGUUCCAAGGCUGAGGGCUUACAUGAAAUAAUCAAAGCUGGAGCAAUGGGCCUGAAGCUUCAUGAGGACUGGGGAACUACUCCUGCUGCUAUAGAUAUGUGCCUUGCUGUUGCAGAUCAAUAUGACAUUCAGGUCAACAUCCAUACUGACACCUUGAACGAAUCUGGAUUUGUUGAGCAUACAAUUGCUGCUUUUAAAGGUCGCACCAUACAUACAUACCACAGUGAAGGUGCUGGUGGUGGACAUGCUCCGGAUAUCAUCAAAGUUUGUGGUGUAAAGAAUGUCAUUCCCUCAUCAACCAAUCCCACACGUCCAUUCACUUUGAAUACUGUGGACGAGCACCUUGACAUGCUGAUGGUAUGCCAUCAUCUGAACAAGGACAUCCGAGAGGAUGUAGCUUUUGCUGAAUCGCGGAUUCGAGCUGAAACAAUUGCUGCAGAAGACAUUUUGCAUGAUAUGGGAGCAAUUAGCAUUAUAUCUUCUGAUUCACAAGCCAUGGGUCGAAUUGGAGAGGUGAUUAGUAGAACAUGGCAGACUGCCCAUAAGAUGAAGUCAUUUAGAGGACCACUGGACAUUGAUGGGCCAGACAGUGACAAUUUCCGGAUCAAACGAUACGUCGCAAAAUACACUAUAAAUCCUGCAAUUGCUAAUGGAAUCUCUCAAUAUGUUGGAUCAGUUGAG